AUGGGUCUCGCCUGGACCAGCAUGGGUGGAGCGGCCCUGUACGUUGAAUGCAUCCUGGAGAACGCGUUGACACACAAAUCGCGACCCGGACUCGAAAUCACCGGUAACCUGCAAAACGUCAUGAAAGAGUCUACACACAUUGCAUACUCGUUUGCCAAGUCUGUUAUGGCUCGGAAAUUCCCCGAGAACCAGUUCUUUGAGAAGGCCAAGGUUCACUUGCACUGCCCCGAAGGAGCUGUCCCUAAGGAUGGUCCCUCUGCUGGUAUCACUAUGGCAAGCGCCUUGCUGUCUUUGGCUCUGAACCACUCUCUUGAGCCCACCGUUGCCAUGACCGGAGAAUUGACCGUCACCGGUAAAGUUCUCCGUAUUGGAGGGUUGAGGGAAAAGACUGUGGCCGCUCGUCGGGCCGGUGCCACAAAGAUCCUCUUCCCAGCAGACAACACAUCCGACUGGCUCGAGCUACCUGAAAACAUCAAGGAGGGUAUCGAAGGCCACCCAGUAAACUGGUACUCGGAGGUGUUUGACAUCCUCUUCCCCGGUCUUGAUCAAGAGGCCGCCCGCACAGUCUGGCAAAAGGCCCUGGCCAAGCCAGAGAAGGAAAGCCGGAACACAGAUGACGAGUAA
Molecule: messenger RNA, 624 nt
Organism: Penicillium canescens
Lineage: Eukaryota; Fungi; Ascomycota; Eurotiomycetes; Eurotiales; Aspergillaceae
Exons: 3
Coding region: 1-624 (207 amino acids)
Biological process (GO): proteolysis; chaperone-mediated protein complex assembly; protein catabolic process
Cellular component (GO): mitochondrial matrix
Molecular function (GO): ATP-dependent peptidase activity; ATP binding; single-stranded DNA binding
Source: RefSeq, a predicted model, not a curated record